AUGAAGACCUCUGGAGCCUGUAUACUGUUGUGUCUCUUAGCACUGUCCUUGUCCCCAGCUGACUGGUUUCCGUGGGUGGUCAAUGGGCAAGAACUGGAAAGUGCAACGGGUGAAGUUAGCACCGAUGCUCUUACCAGCACCUUCGCUGCAGCUGUCACACCACCUGUGCUUCUUAGUCCUGUUCAGUCUGACAGCGAAACUACGCCGGCUUCAUCAGAUUGUCGUGAAGAAAAGUUCCCUUGCACACGCCUGUACUCUGUUCACAAACCAGUAAAGCAGUGUAUCAGCUACCUCUGUGUUACAAGUGUGCGUCGCAUGUACAUAAUAAACAAGGAGGUGUGCUCUCGCAUUGUCUGCAAGGAGAAUGAGGUCAUGCAAGAUGAGAUCUGUCGCCAGCUGGCUGGCCUUCCUUCUCGACGUCUCCGCCGAUCUGGGCAGCCCCAGCAUCUCCCUUGCAGACAGCUCCUGGAGCAGCAGCGCAGGAUGCCUGAUGCUCUGUGAGCUACCAACAGUAGGAGAGAAAAAGGAAGGGAGAGAAGAGAAAUCAUCAUCCACUACCUACAACCCAAGACAAGUCCUUCUCGUUUGUGAUUUCCCCACUGUUUCCUUGCUUCUCUGCCUUCCCCCACAUCCUCUUCUUCAGGUGCUGCAGUACACAGAGUCCCCUCUCUGCUAGUCCGUCAUGGUGGCUGUUGUCAUCU
This is a messenger RNA of Pelecanus crispus (Dalmatian pelican), 701 nucleotides long. It is a transcript of the gene MFAP5, whose product is annotated as microfibril associated protein 5. Gene Ontology annotation, biological process: embryonic eye morphogenesis. Gene Ontology annotation, cellular component: microfibril. NCBI's taxonomy places the organism in Eukaryota, Metazoa, Chordata, Aves, Pelecaniformes, Pelecanidae. The record is from RefSeq and is a predicted model, not a curated record.